Messenger RNA from Candoia aspera, 3214 nucleotides. It is a transcript of the gene PDZD4, whose product is annotated as PDZ domain containing 4. Gene Ontology annotation, molecular function: protein binding. Bases 296 to 2428 code for a protein of 710 amino acids. NCBI's taxonomy places the organism in Eukaryota, Metazoa, Chordata, Lepidosauria, Squamata, Candoiidae. The transcript has 8 exons. The record is from RefSeq and is a predicted model, not a curated record.
GGCUUCCCCUUCGCCUCCGGGGGAUCCUGCGUCGACCUCCAGCAGAGAGGGGGGAGGAAACAUCUCCUGCCGUCCCCCCCCCCCUUUCUGCUCUGUCUAAGCCCGCCGCUAUGCCGCCAGGGGGGUGAAUGGGGGGCAAGCACCGGAGGGCACCUCCACCCUCCCUGCCCAGGGCUAUGCCAGGGUGGGGGGGCCGGGAGGGCGAGCGACUCGCCCCCCCACCUGUAGGAUCCCCAUGAGUUGACCCCAUUCCUAAAUUUAGGCCCCCUCGGCCCCCCCCUCGAGCGGCAUCGCCAUGGGAUGUAACAUGUGUGUGGUAGAGAAACCCGAAGAACAAUAUCGGGUCAUGCUGCAGGUGAAUGGUCGGGAACUGUCCCGUCUCUCACAGGAACAGACCCUUGAGGCCCUCCGGUGUUCUAAGGAACCUCUGGUCAUCCAGGUGUUACGGCGCAGUCCUCGUAGCCGGGGUGGAGGUGGUGAGGGAUCCACUUCUCAAGGAGAUGUCACAACACUGGUCGAUAGUGGAACCCAGACAGACAUCACCUUUGAACACCUACUGGGUCUAGGCAGGAUCCGGCCCCCAAGCCCUCCAGCUGUGACAAUGGAACCCUAUGGGCUGCCUGAUCUCCCUUCAAUUGCACAUGAAUAUUAUGACCCUGUGGAAUUCAUGGAAGGAGGUGCUCCAGAGGCUGAGCGAGCAGAAGACCUAGAAUAUGAGGAGGUGGAGUUGUACAAAUCCAGUCACCGGGACAAGCUGGGCCUGAUGGUUUGUUAUCGAACUGACGACGAGGACGAUGUAGGCAUCUACGUUGGAGAGGUCAGUCCUAAUAGUAUUGCAGCCAAGGAUGGACGAAUUCGAGAAGGUGACCGCAUUGUCCAGAUUAAUGGCAUGGAGGUACAAAACCGAGAGGAGGCUGUAGCAAUUCUUACCCAGGAGGAGCGAACAAACAUUUCUCUGCUGCUGGCUAGGCCCGAGACUGAGCUGUCCAAACGUUGGAAGGACAGUGACCGUGAGGAUUUCCUGGAUGAUUUUGGCUCUGACCAUGAAGCUGGAAUAAAACCACAACGGCUGCUUUCUCCACCAGGCCAGCAGGAUGAGCCACUACAAGAAAAGACUUCUGGGGACGCAGCCACACCCCUGACUAACAGCCAGGAGCUAGACAGCGGAGUUGGCCGGACAGACGAAAGCACCCGCAACGAGGAGAGCUCUGAGCACGACCUGCUAGGAGAUGAAGCUCCCAGUGCUGCCAACACCCCAGGCAGCCUGCGCAAAUUUGGGCCCAGCCUCCAGCCUCGUGACUUCCAUUACAGCAUGGACUCACUCCUGGCAGGGGAGCUUCCUAGUGCUGUGGGCACGGACCUGAUGCCAGGUCUUACUGACGAGGAGUACGAACGUUACCGCGAGCUGCUGGAGCUCAAGUGUCACCUGGAGAACGGCAAUGAGCCUGGGCUAGUGAGUGCCGCCCUGGAUGUCAACCGCAAUGAGGUGGCUUUGCUGGAGGAGGAGCUCCGCCACCUGGAAUUUAAGUGCCGCAACAUCUUGCGGGCACAGAAGAUGCAACAGCUCCGUGAACGCUGCAUGAAGGCCUGGCUGCUUGAGGAGGAAGGGCUGUACGCCUUGGAAGGGGAACCGAAGAAACACGAGCUGUCAGACAUCACUGAGCUGCCAGAACGCUCCGACAAGGACAGCACAAGUGCCUAUAACACUGGAGAAAGUUGUCGAAGCACCCCCUUGCUGGAAAGCCCCCUGCGUCGCUUGGCCGAGACCCCCAACCUCAACCACACUGCUCCUCCUUCCCCACCACAUCCUAAGUUCCGCCGGGAAGAGCGUGUUCGGCGCAGCCCCAAGGCGACUGGGGAGAGCAGCCCCUAUUUGAGUCGACGUCAGCGGGAAGAGCUGCCUGCUCCUAUCAGCCCUAUGUGCUUAGCCAGCAUUUGCAAGGACUCGCUUGGGGGCAAAGGAGAACCCCGCAUGGAGUGGAAAGUGAAGGUCCGUAGCGAUGGCACACGCUACGUGGCCAAGAGACCGGUGAGGGACCGGCUGCUCAAAGCCAGGGCCAUGAAGAUCCGCGAGGAACGCAGCGGCAUGACCACAGAUGACGACGCGGUCAGCGAGAUGAAGAUGGGACGUUACUGGAGCAAGGAGGAACGGAAGCAGCACUUGAUCCGAGCUCGUGAGCAGCGGAAACGCCGCGAGUUCAUGAUGCAAAGCCGGCUGGAGUGCUUGAGAGAAAGGGAAGGAAGUGAAGCUCGAGGGGUUUCUGGUGAGGUCAACAUCUUGGCCCUGAGCCAUCGUAAAACCAUGAAGAAACGGAGUCGACGCAUCUUGGACAACUGGAUUACCAUCCAAGAGAUGUUGGCUCACGGCACUCGCUCAGCAGAUGGACGCAGAGUUUACAACCCGCUGCUGUCUGUCACUACCGUUUGAGCACAUGGGAAAGAACAGCGGAGGGGAGCUGCACCAUUCUUUCCUCCUGGGCGGGCUGGAGAAUGGAGAAUAAAUACUGCAGUUUCCUCCUUGAGUAAUAGGAAGAUUGCUCUUUGAACAUGCCUGGGACCUUUUACUAUUACCAUCUGUGCUCCGUGGGUUCAAAGAGCCCUCCUCUCUAAACCAAAUUUAGAGUGUGACAACAAGCCCAGCAUCCCAUCCUGCCUUAAGGACCGGGGGGGGCAAGAGGCCACUAAGUCUGCUACCAUCAGGAGCCUGCUAGGGAGUAAAGUCUGUUUUCCUGAUGUGUGCACCAUCGCUAUUGAAGGCAGUUGCGCAAGUCUGUCCCCUUUCACUUAUGGGAAAGCUUUUGCCAGCUUGGCCAUGCUGAUCCCAUCCUGAAGCACAAAGAACCAACUCUCAUCCACAGACAAUGUGCAGAGCACAAGAAAAGGAGGCUCACCCCCAUCAACAGGACCAAUGAAACCUUCCUCUCCUCCCAAAUUGGGAUGUUGUGACAUCUUUCUUCUUUCUCUUUUUUCUCUUUUGUGAUUGUGGUUUUACACUUUUUAAUUUCUCCCCGGGUGGAAGUCUGAGCCCUGGAGGCUCAAUCCACAAGUGACUGAGGGUCCCCUUCCUGCAUUUUCUACCGCGUCACUGCCAUUCCCUCCCGGCUCAGCAAGAGGCAGUAGCUUAGUGUAGGGAGGUUGUGCAAUGGAUAGCUUGUGGCAAACCCUGUACCUGAGGCUGAAAUUACAUUGUUACAAUAAAAAAAAAAAAAAAAAA